GUGUCAAGCACAACGAAGACUGGAGAGCUUCUCAUAAGUCUUUGAUCCCUCAAUCAAAGAGCAUAAAGUUUAGAGAGCUAAAGCUUUCAUUUUCUUCAAAAGCUACUUUCCCAUAAAAAAAACCUAAUUAGUUAAUCAUUACAAAACGCAUAAAGUUUCUGCAGAGAGUGUGAGUGACUGGUUCUUGUUAAUUUACUACAAAACAUUUACGGCGAUUGCAAACGAUGUGAGACGAUAGAAAGCGCCGUCAUUGAUAAAAAAUCAGUGAAACUAAAAAUUUUCAUUAGUCAUUAUCGCAAUUCUUUUCAUCCACACAAGUAUUCUACUAAUUUUAUAUGCAAAUUCUGUGGUGUCUUUAAACUAACUCUUGUCACCUUCUUGUGUGUGUGGAGUUGUGUGAAAAAUCAUGGGGAGUAUUGUAAGAUUUUCUACUACUUUUCGUUCAUCUUUUGCAGUUUUUCAUAAAUCACUGAAGGCUCUAACAGCUAAUAUCCAUUCCUCAGCCACAAUGUCCACCAAAAGCUCUGACAGCAUUUUCGACGAUAAGUACAUUUUCCCAGACUUCCCAAAGGGUCCUCUUACGGAGUACAGAGAUGCUGCAACGUUUGACUGGAAGAAAAUGAAAUUGAUCCUUGAGGAUGAAGAAAUGCUGCGAUAUCGUUAUGGAAUAUGGAAAUUCAUGGAGAGUCAUCCUCUAUUUGCUCAUCCAUCCGAGACCCUUCCUCUCGAUGAGCAUCGCCACAUUACGACCAAGAGACAAUUUAUGCUGCAUGAGAAGAAUUUCUUUACAAUGGACAAGUUUAUGGAGCGCCCGGAAACAGCUGCGGUGUUUGUAUCAUCUGUGAUUAUGUACGAACCUAGUGUUAAUGUUAAGUACGGCCUAGCAUUUACGAUGUUUGCAAAUGUGAUCCGUACUCUGGGCACGGAGCGCCUGCAGAAGUUUGUGGAUGCAAAUGAGAAGGGAGAAAUAACAGGAGCGUUUGCCCUCACUGAACUCUCUCAUGGAACGAACGCACGAGGGAUGCGUACUGAGGCCAGAUACGAUGAGAAGACGCAGGAAUUUGUUCUGCACACACCUGACUUUGAAGCCGCAAAAUUCUGGGUUGGGAAUCUCGGGAAAACCUGCACGCACGCCAUUGUCUACGCACAACUCUAUGCCAAUGGACAGAAUCACGGACUCAAUGCCUUUCUUGUGCCAAUUCGUGAUACAAAAACUCUCAAAACUCAUCCCGGAGUUAUUGCUGGUGAUCUUGGGGAGAAGAUUUCCCUCAAUGGGGUUGACAAUGGCUUUGUGAUGUUCCACAAGUAUAGAAUUCCGAGGGAAUUUCUCCUCUCCCGCAUAGGCGACGUUGACAAAGAUGGGAAGUUUGUGGCAAAGAUCAAGGAUUCGAAGAAGCGAAUGGGAGCCUCACUGGGAGCCCUUUCUGGCGGAAGAGUUAGCAUUUGUGGAAUGGCCAGUACCUACUUAACCAAAGCCAUUACAAUUGGCAUCCGCUACUCAGGGAGCCGCAAGCAAUUCGGUCCGGAAAACAGUGAUCAGGAAUUAUCUGUAAUUGAGUAUCAAUCCCAACAAUUUCGCCUCUUCCCACACUUGGCUACCGCCUAUGCCAUCAACAUCUUCUCAAUGUGGCUCUACAUGAGACACGCUGAAAACAUUAUCCGUGGCUUUAUGGGGGAAGAUGUGGCUGAUCGUGGAAUGGAGAUUCAUGCGCUGUCAUCGGCAGCUAAACCCGUUUGCUCGUGGUUUGCACGAGAUGGGAUUCAGGAGUGCCGAGAAGCAUGUGGUGGGCAUGGGUAUCUCAAAGUAGCACGGCUGGGUGACCUGAGGUCGGACAAUGAUGCCAAUUGUACGUACGAAGGGGAGAAUAAUGUUCUCGUUCAGCAAGCAUCCAAUUGGCUUCUCAAUGUUCGUCGUCAGGGUUGGGCUGCCUUCCGGGAAGCCUCCCCACUUAAUUCUGCAUCAUUCCUCGUGGACUUUGGUACAAUUAUCAAGCAGAGAUUUGCAUGGAAUACCCCAGAAGAGGCUAUUAAGCCGGAAAACCUUCUAACAGCGCUCAAUUGGUUGUGUGCAUGGCAACUGGAGAAGACAGCUAAACGCGUGGAAUCCCUGCAGAAGGAGAUGAAAUCUCCUUUUGAAGUUCGCAAUGACUCCCAGUCAUUUAACGCAACAACCCUGUCAAUUGUCUACGGGCAGAGGAUGAUCUUCUUUACCUUCUACAAUCGUAUCCUUGAGAUUGAUUCUCCACACGAACGUGAUGCCCUAAUGCGUCUUCUGCAGCUCUUCGGUGCUUCUCUCCUCACGCGACAUAUGGGAAUUCUCUAUCAAGGAGGUUUCGCUACGGGACACCUGGCAGCUGAACUUUACGAACAAGGCAUCCUAAAUCUCUUGCCGCACAUAAAGAACGACGCUGUGGGAUUUGUGGAUGCUCUAGCGCCUCCAGACUUUAUUCUCAACUCCCCACUAGGGGCCAGCAAUGGUCAAAUUUACAAAAACCUCUACACGACAAUCAUGCAAUCCCCACGUGCUCUUGAACGUCCCGAAUGGUGGAAGGAUGUUAUUCAUUGGAAGGACUACACUGAAAGCAGUAAAUUGUAAGCUUAUCAGGAGGGGGAGGAUGUUUUUUUUGUUUUCACGGAAAUUUAGGAAAAUACAGGGUUGAUUAGGAAAUUUUUAAUGAAAUUAGAGACAAAGAAAAUCUGGGUUUGAGCAGGUUGAAAGAAGAAAUUGAAAAUGAGGCCGGAAUUUUUAGACAUUCAAUUGAUUAGAAAUCAUUUUUAUCGUACCUAAAAGCAAGACAGAAAAACCCAAAAAAAAACCUUAAAAAAAAGGAUAAAUAAGACUGAAGAAGAACAACUUAAUUCAAUAAAAAGUAUAAACUUUCUGCUAGGCCCAGAAGUAACAAAUCACAUAUUAACCUAAAGUAUAGUUACCUAGAAUGUAUGUAGGAAGAAUCGUUGACUGUAGCAAUAAGAUGGUGCUUGUAAAAUAAUUAUUUUUUUAAAUAAAAAAAAGUUGAACCUGGAAUGGGGCAAAAAGACUCAAAGAGAGAAUGCAAAGUUCUCAUUUUCUUUUACUCUGAAUAUCCCUUUAUUUUUAUCUUGUAACUAUUUAUGUAUAUACCAUCACUAAGAUCACUAUAGAUUUCCCUAGAAUCUAAUACCUACCGC
This is a messenger RNA of Lutzomyia longipalpis, 3168 nucleotides long. RefSeq names its product peroxisomal acyl-coenzyme A oxidase 3 (gene Acox3). The record is from RefSeq and is a predicted model, not a curated record. The coding region runs from base 407 to 2596 and encodes 729 amino acids. The transcript has 4 exons. Gene Ontology annotation, biological process: fatty acid beta-oxidation using acyl-CoA oxidase; lipid homeostasis. Gene Ontology annotation, cellular component: peroxisome. Gene Ontology annotation, molecular function: fatty acid binding; FAD binding; pristanoyl-CoA oxidase activity. Lineage: Eukaryota; Metazoa; Arthropoda; Insecta; Diptera; Psychodidae.